Molecule: messenger RNA, 255 nt
Organism: Protopolystoma xenopodis
Lineage: Eukaryota; Metazoa; Platyhelminthes; Monogenea; Polystomatidea; Polystomatidae
Source: the annotation of a GenBank genome assembly
AUGAAUUUGAUCCACUAUCCACUCUGCUACAUGUUCAGAGCCCCUAGUAUGCUGAUGCCACACGAAUCGACUGUGUCGCAUGGCGAAUCACCACUUGAUAGCUUCUCCGAUCUUGAUGGCACUCCUUGCGGCUUACAGAGACGGUCUCGAGCUGGUGAGCUUUUUAUUUAUCGAAGCUACUUACGCCUCCAUACCCUUUUCAUGGGCUUUAGAUUAGAUUCUUUUUUUUGGCUCAGCACCAGUUUUCGCAUAUAG